CUUUCACCCUGGCAACCGCGGCGCGACGGCUGCGCGCGGGCUGGGCGCGGACGGGUGCGGCCGGGCGGCGCCGGUGCAGGCUGAGGCGGCGGCGCUGAGUAGCGGUCUUAGAGCGUCUCUCCGCCCUCCGCUUCCUCACACGGUUCCUCGUCGCGAGUUCGGGCCCAGCGGGCUUAGCCCCUCGCUAUGGACUCCCAGAAAGAAGCUCUACAGAGGAUCAUUUCAACUCUGGCAAGUAAAAAUGAUGAAAUUCAGAACUUUAUUGAUACACUGAAUCAUACACUAAAAGGAGUUCAGGAAAAUUCUUCUAACAUACUGUCAGAGUUAGAUGAAGAAUUUGAUAGUUUAUACUCUAUAUUGGAUGAGGUAAAAGAAAGUAUGAUUAACAGUAUCAAGCAGGAACAAGCUCAUAAAUCACAAGAGUUACAGAGUCAGAUUAGUCAAUGUAACAAUGCCCUGGAGAACUCUGAAGAACUACUAGAAUUUGCGACAAGGUCAUUGGAUAUAAAGGAACCUGAAGAAUUUUCAAAGGCUGCCAGACAGAUCAAGGAUAGAGUCACAAUGGCUUCAGCCUUUCGCCUUUCUUUGAAACCAAAGGUCAGUGACAACAUGACUCACUUAAUGGUGGAUUUCUCUCAGGAAAGACAGAUGCUGCAAACUUUGAAGUUUUUGCCAGUCCCCAAAGCUCCAGAGAUAGAUCCAGUAGAGUGUUUGGUGGCUGACAACUGUGUAACAGUAGCUUGGAGAAUGCCAGAAGAGGAUAAUAAAAUUGACCACUUUGUACUGGAAUAUAGGAAGACCAACUUUGAUGGACUUCCACGUGUAAAGGAUGAGCGAUGCUGGGAGAUAGCUGAUAACAUUAAGGGUACUGAAUAUACACUAUCAGGCUUAAAAUUUGAUUCAAAGUAUAUGAAUUUCAGAGUGCGAGCUUGUAACAAGGCUGUGGCUGGAGAGUAUUCUGAUCCAGUUACUCUAGAGACCAAAGCACUUAACUUCAGUUUGGAUAACUCAUCAUCCCAUUUGAACCUGAAAGUUGAAGAUACCUGUGUAGAGUGGGAUCCUACUGGAGGAAAAGGUCAAGAAAAAAUUAAAGGAAAAGAGAACAAGGGCAGUGUCCAUGUUACUUCACUGAAGAAACAUACAAGAAGUGGUACACCGUCCCCCAAGCGGACAUCUGUAGGCUCCAGGCCACCAGCAGUAAGAGGCAGCAGAGAUCGUUUUACUGGGGAAUCAUACACAGUGCUGGGAGACACUGCUAUUGAAAGUGGACAACAUUAUUGGGAGGUCAAGGCCCAGAAGGAUUGUAAAUCCUACAGCGUGGGAGUAGCAUACAAAACUUUGGGGAAAUUUGACCAAUUGGGAAAGACAAACACUAGUUGGUGUGUCCAUGUCAACAACUGGCUACAAAACACAUUUGCAGCAAAGCAUAAUAAUAAAGUCAAAGCUUUGGAUGUUAGUGUUCCUGAGAAAAUAGGUGUAUUUUGUGAUUUUGAUGGGGGUCAGCUUUCUUUCUAUGAUGCAAACUCAAAACAGUUGCUGUAUUCCUUUAAGACAAAAUUUACUCAGCCAGUACUACCUGGUUUCAUGGUUUGGUGUGGUGGACUUUCUCUGAGUACUGGGAUGCAGGUUCCAAGUGCUGUGAGAACACUUCAGAAAAGUGAAAAUGGAAUGACUGGUUCAGCAAGCAGCCUGAACAAUGUUACUCAGUAAUGUCUGAAUAUGUUUACCCUCCCUCUUGCUUGGGUGGCCUUUUCUGUGCAGUUACUAAUCACAGAAAUUUGUGAGUGGUGACAGUCAGGUUUGCUAUGUUCUGCUUUGAAGCCUGGAAUCUGUUAGCAUUAAGCAUCUAGUAUGAAGCAUUUGCAGGAACCUACUGUGCAAUAUCAUAGAAGUAAGGAGAUUUCGAUCAAGAAACUGAUGUUUUGAAGAGUAAAUGAGGAAAAAGACAGUGUUUAAAUAUUUACAUAGAAAAUCAUCUUUGUGUUUUUGGAUUACUUUGGCUCUUCUAAUAUGUUUAAUCACAUAUGGUGGUAACCCUAGGGCCUGGGAUGAAAAGCUUUUAAAAUUUGCCUUCUUUCCUCUAUAUUUUUUUCUUUUCUGUCUUAUCACUACCUAUUCUUUAGUUCUUACACUGAAGCUUUAAAAAUACAAACACUAUAAGGUUUUCUAAAAAUUGGAAUCAUUGGUUGGGGAUGAUAGAAAGGUUUUCUUACAAUGGCAUAUUUUUCCCCUUUUAUAAAUGAAUUUUACAAAAUUACCCUCUUGUUUAUUUACUAGAUCAUAUAUCAUUUUCUCUUUUCCAAAAUAUUGUGAGAUUUCUGUUGUGGUUGUAAUUCAAAACAGAAAGUGGAUAGGAAGAACUUGUAGACAUAACAGCUUAAAAAUAAAAUUUCAGUUUUUUACCUGCAGUACUGACACAGUAGCAAAGGGGCAUUCUUUUUAUGUUGCCCUACUUAGACUUCUUUCCAUUCCAUCACUUUGGAUGAUGGGUAGGAUUUUUAAAAGCUUUAUUUUCUUAUUUUGUUGUCUGGUUUAAUCCCAUCUUUAAUAGUUAUCUUUGGUGAAAUUCUCACUCAGAUUUGGCACUGAUAAUAAUUAUGCCGAUUUUUAACAUCUCUAGUAGGAAUGAAAGCUUAUAAAAGUUAUGUACAGGGUAGGAAAACCUACACUACUCAACUUUUAUCUAAGAAGGAUUGGUUAUAUAGGGAGAUGUCUAAAAGUAUUCUUUACUGAAGUAAUUUAUAUCUUCUUUUUAACAUAAUAAGAUAUGGAAUGAUUUAAACAGUUGUUUUGGAAAAAAAUCUACUUUAUCUGACUUCAUUGACAUAUGACUUUUUCAAAAACCAUUCAGAGGUUAGUUUUCUCUCAUUGCUUUUGCUACAUUCAUUUGCUUUCUAAAGGAGUGUAAUUCUUCCAAAAAUUGACACAGACAUAUUUCUCAAACUUGGGGAAAAUAUAUUAAACAAUAAGUAAAACCCAUGGUUACUGAACAGAACAUAACUAUUCUUAAAAGGUUGAUUAAAAUUUGUAAUUCAAGUCCUUUGAGCCAAACUAAAAGCUGCAAUUACAGUAUCUAAGAAUUCCUUGGGGAUUUUUAUGAGGUCUGCAUUUGUAUUUUUCUUAAUUUUUGAAACUUUUAAUUUCUCUUGUUGACUUUCUUUCAUUCUCAUUUAAAAUAUCUUAUGCUAUGACAGCCUUCUCCCAAGAAGUAGUCACUUCUACUUACAUUUGAGUUGCUUUCUACAUAAAGGCCUGUGUAAUAACUCAUUCUCUCUUAAAAUUUACUCCUGAUCGGAUUUUUUUUCAUUGAUAAAACAAAUCUAAAUAAGGAUUUAUUUGAACUGGAGUAAUAUUUUUCCAGAGGACAUUCAUCUCUGCACACAUAUUGGUAAUUUUAAAGAUUAUAAGGCAGCUUACAAAAUGAAGUAUAUUAAUAGACAUUCUUUUGAUUCUCCAAACAAAUAUAAUUUUGGUUUUUUUCCUUAUAAGGAUUUUGAAAGAAAUCUUUGGAUGUUCUAAGGAAAGAGAAAUUUAUAAUUCCCUCUCAUAGGCUCAAACCUGAAAGCAGUAAUUUAGCGGUCGAGUUGCUUUAUGUGAAUUUUAGUAUAUUUUAGCAGAAACGACACAGAAAAGGCCAGAUGUUCUUGUAGAAAAUUUUUUACUAUUAUGUCUUAUAAUUGUGUCUUCUCAUUAAUUCAGUGCCUUUUUCCUCCAAACAUACUCUUGCUCCAUGCCCCAUGCAGUGUCAACUGAUAUUAAGCCAGAGAGCAUUAUGUUAUAGUGGUAAGGGCCUUCCUUUACAGGGGCAUGGGGAAAUGGAUAUUUAAUCAGGGGCUGGAGGAGUGCAUAUGACUCUUGUGCUACUGUCAUCAUUUGAAACUCUUCAUAAAAAAAUUUUCUAGUAUUCAUUUGGAAAAGGUAUUAAUUUCACUGAGGAGGUUUGAUUUCUGAGAGGUUUUGUAGUAAUAAAUAUAAAUCCAGUAAAUCCAGAGCCCCAAGUUCUCAUCACAUGUUGAUACUUGAUUAUUAAAUUAUACUACUAUGACUUCAGAAUAAGAAUUUGAGGAUUUCCUCUUACUGUGCUUCUUCUUAAAGGUCUUUAAAAUUAAAGAACAAAAUGUGUGGUUUUUUAGUUUGUUAUACAUGUUUUUAGUUUAUUUGUUAAGUUAAACUAGAGAAUGUUUGUCACCCUCAUUUUCAAACUAAAAAAUAAUCAAAUAUAGUGCCUAUUUAAAUAGUCUCAAAAUACGGUAAUUAUUAACUUGACCAUAAUAUAUAACAUUCUCAUUGACAUUUGAAUUUAAAAAUAUUGAGCUCUUUUGCUCAUUUAAUACAUUGUGGAAAGUUGGUAAACCCUUUCAAACAUUCUUUCUUGCUUUAUUUACUUUUUGUUUUGAGUGGUCAAACAUGAUUGCUUUCUAUAAAGGAAAUGCAUGAGAGGUUGACUGUAGUGGAUGUGUCACAGGUGUAAAAAAAUUAUGUUUUAUAAGAACAUGUAUUUAGUAUGGCGUUUCUCUUUUAGCAGUUGAAUUGUAAACCCGUUUUAUUAAACUGGGUAAAGAAAUGAAGGAGCUGCCUUAAGCACUUUAGAAAAAAUUUUUUUACAAUUUAUUUUGACUAUUUUGGCUGACCACAUUAUGUCUUUAACUUUUGGUAAAUAUGUACAUAACAAACACUUAAUAACUAAUGCACAUAGAAAUUUAAUAUACCACGAUUCUUUUAAUGUUCCAGGUAUAGGUAAAGUAUUAGGGACAUGGCUAUCUGUACAAAGGUUUAAUUGAUGGUAUUUCUACCAUUUUGACAAAUUGUGAAAUGCUGCUGUACAACUAGACUUGGCCUACUUACUCUGUUCUGCAAACAGUAAUUUUCCCCCAUGUUAUGAAAAGAGCUAUAUUGGUUUGCUUUUAUUUACUCACUUAUCAAAUUAAAGCAUGAACAAUACCAUGUAUAAUUUGAUUUUUUUUUGUGACUGAUCCUUGGUGGUAUAAAUAAUGGAAGUAAAUAUUUGUAAUAAAAUCUUUUAAUUAGGCUGAUAUUCUAUUUCAGACUUAUCUAGAAUUAGUUUCUCUCUAUAUACUUUUUCCACAGAAUUAUUUAUGUAUUUUUACUGUUUCUUUUGGAAACAAGUGGGAAAAAAUCAGAAAAGGAUAUAUAUGGAAAAUGAUUAUUUCAAAGAGUAUUAAUUUCAAAAGGUGUACCGUCUUACUAUAAAAUAUGUGAUUCUAGGCUAAAAAAUGACAGUAUUUUCAAAUAAUAGUUAUUUUUAAAAAACAUAUUUGUUAAAUCAGUAUCCACUCAUUGGCUAGUUCAUACAAUAAAUAUUUGAGUGUAUGGGAGUCAAAAUUUGAUUACUUUGUAUUCACAUUUUCAAAGCUGGUGAAGUUUGAUUUACUGUGUAUAUGUUUUGCAGCUUUUGAGUAGUGUGACAGUUUACAUCUUAAAAAUAAUGUUCUGCUAAUAAGUUUAAAAUAAACUUGUUAUAGUUUGUCAGAAGAAAUUCAAAUUAACUGCAUAUAAAAUGGUUCACUUUUAUAUAGUCACAUAAAAUGGGUCUGAAAAAGUUUCUUCCUUGAUUUUAUUUUUACACUGGAUAUAUUCUUUUAGGGGAGUUUAUGGUUAGCAUAAAUUUAUUCAGUAUCCAGGUAACCAUAAAGUCAUUUGUUAUUUUUAACCAAAAUGUACAUUUCAUAAUGCUGGCACUGGAGUAUUAUAAGAGAUCAUGAAUGUUUUCUUAAUCAUCACAGCAAGAUUACCUCAUGUUCAGUAUAGUUUUAGUUUUUUGUGUAUCUUACAGUAUUCACAUUAUACAGUUUGUGAUUCUGAUAUAUCACAUAUGAUAACUUUGUUACCUGGAAUAUUUGAUGAACCUGAAUACUUUAAGCAUUUUGAAUUAGUUGGCGUUUAAAUGGAUUACAUUUGGUAUAUGUUGUUUUCAUCGAAAAGAUACUGUUGGACAUGCCAAAUAAAUGUUAAUAUUGGCUUAUAAAUAAAUACUAGAAAUUGCCAUAGAACUUUUCUCCUCAUACUACCCAGUUAUUAAACUAAAAGAGUGUUUGUUAUUUCUGGGUCAAUAUAAGGUACUGACUUUUGAUUCAUAAUAUUUAAACUAUGUUAAGUUUAAACUGAUAUGUUUUCUUAAUGGUACCCAUUCAAUAUAAGUUGGUCCUUGGGAGUGGUCAUGUAGAGGAUUUCACAGUAUGUAGGGCAGAAGGUAGGUGAAUGUGUUUGCUUUGGCUUAGAGCUUAUUAAGUUUGGACUAAUUUUAAAAUAAGUCAAAUUGUAAGUGAUUGGUAAAAGCCAUUUUUGUUAGCAUUGGAACUUUCUGGAGAACAUAAGGGCUAUGAGAAUGAAUUUUUUUUUUUUUAACAUUUCCAGUAUAUCUAAGGCACCAAAGCACUGAGUCUAAUUUACCUGUUAAGGGAGUUGCUUUAAAUCAACUUUAUAACCAAUUCAUACUAUAAGAUAUAUAAUAGCUACAGUUGUAAUUUAUAUUAAAAGCCACUAAUCUUUAAAAUCUCUGGAUAUAAUAUAAAGAAGAUUUUGGCUUCAUUUCUUUUAAAGUAUUUAAAAUUAAUCACCUUAGCUUUACUAUAUACUUGAUUUGUGACCUCUACAUAAAUCAUCUAUCAUCUUUGGGACUCUGUUGCCUUAUUUAUAAAUUAAUUGUUACUUGUUCAGCCUACCUCACAGGGCUGUUGUGAGGAAUAAAAUGAAAUGGAGUAUGGAAAUUGCUACAACAACAGUAAAGGACUAUGUAAAUAUAAGGUGUUAUUUUUAGUUAAUGGAUUUAAAUGUAUACUUCUAGAUGAAAUUUGAUAAAGCAUGUGCUUAAAGUGGUAUCACCAGUGAUUUCAAACGUAAUUUAAAACACAAAAGCCCCAGUUAAAAUACCUUUUAAUAUUCAUUUAGUUUGUGCAUGACUUGUGGCCUUUUUAUAUUUUCUCAUCAAGCCUAUGACUUAGGCUUUCUAGAGCAGUAAAAGUUCUCCCACAGCAUUAGUGUGUCAGUGUAGAAUAGCAGCAUAAACAAACAAAUGAAUUAAGCUACAUUUCCAUCCAGGCAUUUGCACUUUCAAUUUAGGGCUGCUCAGUGCCACAUGCAAAGAGUGAAUGUGGCCUGAAUAAUUAUUCCCAAAGAACCAAAUGGUUCAGCAGUUUGUUGUCACUAGAUAAAUGAUACAAGGUGAGCCCACUGAACAUUUGACAACUUUAUUGCAUUGUCAUUUUAAAAAAUAUAAGAUGAAGCAUUUCAAAACCUUGUUAAUUAACCUGGAUAUCAUUUAGUAUCUCUCCUGACAUAUUUGUUUUGCUUUAAAUUGGAUUUAUUAAAUGGUUUACAGGUUAUCUUAAUCUACAGAUUUGGAAUGUCUAUUAUCUGGACAUGGUUUUGGUAUGCAGUUGUAAUAAUAAAAAUUUAUUCCUCAGGUUUAUCCUUUAAGUUAUGGAUGAAGACCAUUAAUGAACUACUUAUGAUGUACUCAGUGCUGCAAAAUAGUGUUUUGAUAAGCACAUUGCCUCGUUUUCCUUUGAAACAAGACAAAGCCUUUUUAAAAUGUUUUUUUAACUUUAAAAUAGAGUAUUCAAAGUGGAGUAACUUGUAUGUUGCAACGAUUGUAUGUUCUGUAUAGAAUGUCCCAUGAAGUUUUUACAAAAGCACCUGGAAUAUCUCACUAAAAAUUAAA
This is a messenger RNA of Lemur catta (Ring-tailed lemur), 7681 nucleotides long. RefSeq names its product fibronectin type III and SPRY domain containing 1 like (gene FSD1L). Gene Ontology annotation, molecular function: protein binding. Lineage: Eukaryota; Metazoa; Chordata; Mammalia; Primates; Lemuridae. The coding region runs from base 187 to 1710 and encodes 507 amino acids. The record is from RefSeq and is a predicted model, not a curated record. The transcript has 14 exons.